CUCCGGCCAGCGCUCAUUCACUAUGAUGCGCGCCUAGUUGAAGGAAGCUCUCCACACCCGGUUCCCCCUGCACGCCUAAAACUUUCUAAUGAAAUCCCCCAAAACUUUUUGACAAAUAAUAUUUUUUUUCCUCUGGGGGCCAAUAGGGUUUUCGACUUAUUAAUCCGUGUUUUUUUAAUUGAAAAGAGAACUUCAGAAUAUGGAGCCCAGUUCCACAGAGGGAGGAGCUGAGGAGAAGCUUGUUAGAAGUCUUCCUCACAAAGUGAUACUCAAGCAUGGCCAAGAGCUGGAGGAAGAGCAGGAGGAGCUGGCCGAGCAUCAGCCUCUAGAGCAGGAAGACCUCAACUUUGAGAGAUGGAAGCGCAGGCCGAUUCCCAAGAGGACGCUCCACCAGAAAAUAGACGACCUGAAGACAUACCUGUGGAAUGCAGAGACCAACGAAUUCAUGGGUCGCUCUGGGAAGAGCUGGAGCCUCAUCCUACUCUUCUAUGCUGCACUUUAUUUGUUUCUUGCAGCCAUGUUUGGCGGCUGUUUGUUUUGCCUCAUGUGGUCUAUUAGUCCCUACCACCCCACCUUCAACGAUAGAGUGAUGCCACCAGGUAUGACGAUGGCCCCGCACCUAGAAGGCCAUGAGAUUGCUUUUAACGCAUCUGAUCGCAAAUCCUGGAGGAAGUACGCCAGGUCUAUGGAGGAAUAUCUAAGACCGUAUAACGAUGCUGCUCAGCAGAGGAAGAAUAUUCCCUGUGAUAAGGAGACAUACUUCAUGCAGGACGACUUGGACGAGGCUGCAGAGCGGAAAGCGUGUCAGUUUAAACGGUCCUGGUUGGGGCAGUGUUCAGGGCUGCAGGACGCCAACUUUGGCUAUUCUCAGGGAAUGCCAUGCAUCCUCCUUCGAAUGAACCGGAUCCUCGGUUACUUACCUGGUCAGGGGAAACCGAUAAAUGUGACCUGUGGCGUUAAGAAAGGACCACCAGAAGUUUUGGGAAAAAUUGAGUUUUUUCCCAAAAGCAUUUUUGAAAACAAGUAUUAUCCAUACUACGGGAAGCUGAGACAUGUAAACUACUCUUCACCAGUCGUGGCUGUACGUUUUACGGGCGUGCAGCAAGGCGCUAACAUCCAAGUACAAUGCAAACUGAACGGAAAGGGCAUCAUUAACGAUUCUCCCACUGACCGCUACCUGGGCAGCGUGACCUUCUCCUUGGAGGUCGGAGCGUAAGGCGAAGGUGUCGCAGGACGCUCACAAGACGAGGCAGGAAAACAUUCACGAGACAAGAUUUAUACUGAACCGUUAUUUUCCAUGAGAUAUGUAAUUUGCCCCUGUCCUCGUCUUUCACUUAAAUAUCUUCUGCUGUGAAACAAAAUCCUCAAGAAGUAGGUAUUUACUCGUGUUUUUUGUUGUUUCUUUGUACCACGAGUGUGCUACUGGCACCUGCACCCACAACAAACAGUGCUGAGCACAGGAACGAGUGCCUAGAGCGAGUUAUUCCUGUUCGAUUCCUGAUAUUUUGUAAUGAUUAGUGAGAUUAACCGCACUAAAUUACACUCUGCCCAUUAGUUAGAGUUUCUGGCUAUGCAAAUCCAAUUAUGAAUUAAACAUUAAUAGGGAACUAGAGUUCUUUCAGGUUAGAUCGUACGUUUUUGUGCACAUUUUUGUGCGACCAAGUGUACUAAUUUGUUUUGCAUUAUAUUUUUCAAACAUGUAUAUUGUAAGAAUUCAAAGAACUAUCAUGCAAACACUGAAAGCAGGACUUGUACUGUACUUACACAGUAAAAAAAAAAGACAUAAUAAAUGCAAAUACAUGAUUACUAUAUUUUUGUUGAAUAGAGCAGUAUUAUACAUUUAUGAUAAAGUAUCACUUCUUCUUUUGUAAAAAAUAUUCGCUUUGGAAAAUGAAAUACUAUACAUGACUGAUCAAUAAAGAGACGCACUGUGCUGUGAAAUAGUUUGUCAAAGGUCUGCACCGUUUUAAUUAUGCUAUAACUAUUUUGUGAUAGUAUUAAUCAUGCCUGAACUGUGCUACUAAACUUGGUAUCAGUGUUGUAUUUAUUCCUAUUAUAGCUCUUACAAUAAAUACAGUGUUCUGGUA
Maylandia zebra (zebra mbuna) is the source of this 2087-nucleotide messenger RNA. It is a transcript of the gene atp1b4, whose product is annotated as ATPase Na+/K+ transporting subunit beta 4. Gene Ontology annotation, cellular component: sodium:potassium-exchanging ATPase complex; nuclear inner membrane. NCBI's taxonomy places the organism in Eukaryota, Metazoa, Chordata, Actinopteri, Cichliformes, Cichlidae. The record is from RefSeq and is a predicted model, not a curated record. Gene Ontology annotation, biological process: sodium ion transport; potassium ion transport; regulation of DNA-templated transcription.